UGGCCGGGAGUAGCGACGGAGCGGAACCGGAACGGACGGCGACGAGGAGGUGCUCGACUCGCGGUAGUGCGCGGCAGGACGGCAGUGUGUCGGACGGUGUCCUCUACGCUGCUCCACGCUGCGCGAGUCGACCGCAUUAACGACGAUGGAGAUCGAGAUCGUGUCGGCGAAAUCCUCGAAGCUGAUAGCCAACGUGAACGUGAAUCCGAGCACCACGAUAGGCGAGGUGAAACAGCAGUUGUACGAGACGUGGAAGGCACCGUACGUUCAGAGGCAAUGUCUGAAGGUAGAACCUAAGGGGAAGGCACUGUCCGACUCGGAGACGAUCAAAUCCCUGUCGCUGAAGGCGGGCGGGAAGUUGUACUACAAGGAUCUCGGUCCUCAGAUCGGUUGGAGGACUGUAUUCCUGGUGGAGUAUGCGGGACCUCUGCUAGUAUAUCUCUGGCUGUAUCAGCGUCCCUGGCUGUUCUACGGACACGUGGACACCAAUAAUUUUCACUAUGUAGCUAAUUGGGCGGCAGUCGCCUGGACGGUGCACUAUGCGAAGCGUCUCUUGGAGACUGUAUUUGUCCACCGUUUCAGCCACGCAACAAUGCCGUUGCGUAAUUUGUUCAAGAAUUGCUCCUAUUACUGGCUCUUCGCUAUGUACGUGGCGUAUCACACGAAUCAUCCAUUGUACACGGCUCCCUGCGCGGGACAGGCCUGCGUCGGAGCAGCGAUAUUCGCGCUGUGCGAGCUGGGCAAUCUCAGUAUCCAUUUGGCGCUGAAGAAUUUGAGACCACCGGGCACCACGGUCAGGAAGGUCCCGAUGCCGACCGGCAAUCCCCUCACCAUGCUCUUCAACUUGGUCUCCUGUCCCAAUUACACGUACGAGAUCGGCAGUUGGAUCGGCUUCACCGUGAUGACAUCGUGUCUUCCAGCUGGUCUGUUCAUGCUCGCGGGUGCAUAUCAAAUGACCAUGUGGGCACUGGGCAAGCACAGGGCGUACAAGAAGGAAUUCUCGCACUAUCCGAAAAACCGCAAAGCCAUCAUUCCGUUCGUCCUCUAAGUUAAGACGUUUGUUUCGCAGAAUAAUGAGUCGGUGAACGCGCAACGCUACGUUAAUCUUAUUUUGUUGAUGUUUUUAGUCUUUGAGAGGAAUAUUUAGAUUAAGUGAUGGGUAUAUUUAGCAGCUACGGCGAGUGUCGCAAGCACGCGACAAAUGAUAAUGUUUCUAGUAACAUUCGUAAAGAACCAAAAAUACAUUCUUUUGUUCCACUUUUUUUUUAUUUUUAUACAAGUCUUAAGGUGGGAUUCGUUUUACUAUCUAUAAUGAAAUAAUAUAUCUUAUGAAUAUAGCGCUCUUAUUUCUCUAAAUAAAUAUACAUACGUAUAUACAAUUACAAUUUAAA
This is a messenger RNA of Vollenhovia emeryi, 1391 nucleotides long. It is a transcript of the gene Sc2, whose product is annotated as very-long-chain enoyl-CoA reductase. Bases 146 to 1048 code for a protein of 300 amino acids. The transcript has 5 exons. Gene Ontology annotation, molecular function: protein binding; oxidoreductase activity, acting on the CH-CH group of donors. Gene Ontology annotation, biological process: very long-chain fatty acid biosynthetic process. The record is from RefSeq and is a predicted model, not a curated record. NCBI's taxonomy places the organism in Eukaryota, Metazoa, Arthropoda, Insecta, Hymenoptera, Formicidae.